This is a messenger RNA of Cydia fagiglandana, 1214 nucleotides long. RefSeq lists its product as uncharacterized. Gene Ontology annotation, cellular component: cytoplasm. Lineage: Eukaryota; Metazoa; Arthropoda; Insecta; Lepidoptera; Tortricidae. The coding region runs from base 26 to 1051 and encodes 341 amino acids. Gene Ontology annotation, molecular function: inorganic diphosphate phosphatase activity; magnesium ion binding. Gene Ontology annotation, biological process: phosphate-containing compound metabolic process. The transcript has 9 exons. The record is from RefSeq and is a predicted model, not a curated record.
CGUAGGAUUAGCCAGUAUCGGCAAGAUGUCACUGGCACGUUGCGCGGUGGGUCACGGGCCGCGGCUCCUGUCACUCGUAGCCCAGCUGCUCGCGCCGGGGGUCGGCAUUGCGUCUCUGCGCCGCGUCAGUGCGUCCGUUCCCGCUCAGUUCUGCAGCGCCGCGGCCCCGUGCGCGCUCCCCAACAUGUACACCGCCGAGGAGCGCGGCUCCGCGUACGCGCCCGACUACCGGGUCUUCUUCCGUGACGAAAGCGGCCCCAUCUCCCCACUGCAUGACAUCUCGCUGUGGGCCAACAAGGCCGAGCGUCUUGUAAACAUGGUUGUGGAGGUCCCCCGCUGGAGCAACGCCAAGAUGGAGCUGUCGCUGGGCGAGGCGCUCAACCCCAUCAAGCAGGACGUGAAGAAGGGCGCGCUGCGCUUCGUGGCCAACGUGUUCCCGCACCACGGCUACAUCUGGAACUACGGAGCCCUACCGCAGACAUGGGAGAACCCGUCGCACGUGGACCCCGCGACGCAGGCGCGCGGGGACAAUGACCCGAUCGACGUGAUCGAGAUCGGCACCCGCGUGGCGGGUCGCGGCGACGUGGUCCCGGUCAAGAUCCUCGGCACGCUGGCGCUCAUCGACGAGGGCGAGACCGACUGGAAGCUGAUCGCUAUUGACUCUCGCGACCCGCUGGCCGCAUCCUUGAGCGACGUGGGCGACGUGGAGAAGGUGUUCCCCGGGCUGCUGAAGGCCACGGUGGAGUGGUUCCGGCUGUACAAGGUGCCCGACGGCAAGCCGCAGAACCAGUUCGCCUUCGACGCCGAGCCCAAGGACAGGGAGUUCGCUUACAAGGUCAUCGACGAGGUGCACGAGUUCUGGCGCGAGCUGGUGGCCGGCAACGUGACCGAUGCCACCGACAUCAACAAGAUGAACGUGUCAGUCGCGGGAAGCCCGGGGCAGGUGGAGCGGUCGGAGGCGGCCGCCGUGCUGGCCAAGGCGCCGCCACGGUCCCUGCCACAGUCCGUGCCGCCCAGCGUGGACAAGUGGCACUUCCUCGCCAACCUGUAGCAGGCUGUGGGGUCUGUGGGAGCCUGUAGAAUCCCGUAGGAGCCUGUGGGAGCCGCGAGAGUCCGGUGACGGGACCGUCAAGUUGUGAUUAUCUUAUUGUUUAAGUGCAAAUGGUAGGGUGUUGUUAAUGCAUAUUUAUUAUAAUUAAACACAAUAUUUUGUA